GCACUACCACGAUGAGACGGUAGUGGAGGCUAGAGCGAGGGUGAGAGGGUGAGCUGGAGAAAGAUGCGGACGACCCGAGAGGCUGAGAGGUUGAAGAUAAGCGAGGCCAGGAAAGCUGAAGAGUUAGGGAGAGUUGUAACAGAUGGUGCAAUACUCAGGGUGUUAGCCGCUCACAACCGGUACUGGAAGGAAACGAURAAGACUUUAGAGGCGAUAAACGAAGGAGGAGAUAGUGAGGACUUUGAGACAUUUUAUGACAUACUGGAGCGGUCGGCGAUGAGAUACGAGAGAUCGGACCGGGAUGGAUAUAGGGACGACAGAUACGAGAGGUCGGGUCGAGAUGGCUACAAAGGAAGUAGAUAUGAGAGAGGAGAUCGGGACUGGGAACGACAAGAUGGGUCACGCGCACGGUAUGAGCGCGGGGGAGAUGCGAGAGAACAACGCGACGAGACGAGAGGAUGGUACAACCGAGGGGACCGACGCGAUGAGUCACGAGGACGAUAUAACUUGGGGGACCGCCGGGAUGAUUCGCGAGGGCGGUAUGACCAAGUAGGGUUUGGAGGAGACCGGCGCAACGAUCCGCGCAGUCGGAAUGAGAGAGGGGGAUAUGACGUCUCAUCAGAACCAUAUCACAGGUCGCCUGACCCCAAAGCGGCCAGGAGUUUGAUCUCUAGAGGCGCAGACGAGAGGGCAUCUACUCCGAGGAAAUCAUGCGUCUACUGUAGAGGAGAAGAUCAUAUCAAGAGGGAUUGCCCGGACCUCAAACGGGCAAUAGAAGAGGGACUUGUCGUGCUUGASGACCGCAAGUACGUCAAGUGGGCAGAUGACCUCGGAGAUGUAUCGAUGUUCCCUUCGAUGAACGAGAAUGUUGAAGCAAGGAGAAUAAAGACGAGUAAAGGAAUGGAGCCGGUCAGGAGUCAGAGCAUCAAGAUAACCUUUGAGGGGGACAUGGCGACCACACCCAUGAGGGUGGCAGCCACCAAGUCGGCGACAGGGUCUACAUCGAAGAAAACUGACACGGAUUACGUGAUGGCGGAGAAGGACGGGCAGCGGGUCGAUGGAGAGGAGUGCUCUAUUCUGGAGUACCUAACGGCAUCGAAGCCGGCUCGUGAUGAGUUACAGAUGAUAACGCGGAAGACCCGCAUACCUCUGUCGGAGGAAGGUCUGGGGGCCCCUAAGGCGGAAGCUUCUACAGUAGCAGUAACGGGGGUGACUGCUAGAGCGGAUCGCAUGGCGACAGUCCUUCUCGAUGGGAUGAAAGGUGUGCCUCCAGACAAGUUUUAUAUACUUGGUAGCGGGGCUGUGGAGACGAUUAUAAACGAUGGAGCGGUACUCGAUGCUGUGAUCGAUAACGGCAGUGAGACUGUCAUCAUAAACGAGGACCUGGCMGUACAGGUUGGACUGGGCCUCGACAGGUCGUACCUAUUCGAGAUAGAGACGGAUGAUGGCAGAAAGCAACAGAUCACUGGGGUUUGUUACAAGGCAGCCAUAGAGGUCCAAGGGGUACGAGUGACCCUGCCUGUCUUUGCAGUCAAGAACUGCAGCUCCGACCUGCUCUUGGGUCGAACGUGGCUGAGCCACGUGCAUGCGGUGACGAUAGAGCGGCCUGAUGGGAGCCAAACGUUGUCCAUUAAGAAGCCAGACGGGACACGGGUAAUGAUAGAGACAGUGGAGCCUCGGGACCCGAGGAACAGAGCAGCUCUCGCUGUGGGUGCAAGACCCAGUGAUCAGAUUAAGUCCUUACCCAUCUCCGGCCGCACGGUGCGAUUUCGCGAGAAGAGAUAUGGACCACUGCUCACAGAGGAAGAAGGUAGGAUGGUGGAGGUAGAAGAUUUAGGAAGCCGGCUAAUAGUGGACGACAAUUCGUACCCGAAGGAAAAAGAUGAGGAAUUUGGCAGUGUGGUAUCCGUGUCUUUUUUAAGGGCACGGCCCCCUAUGGGGGCCUCCUUAAGCGACACAAGCGAGUAGCUCAAAAAGUUAAGCCAGCUGCGGUGGGCCGCGAGCGAUCGGCACUGGAACGGAUAUCAGAAGAAGAGAUCGCGAAAGAAAUCAAA
Messenger RNA from Chara braunii, 2054 nucleotides. The record is from the annotation of a GenBank genome assembly. Lineage: Eukaryota; Viridiplantae; Streptophyta; Charophyceae; Charales; Characeae.